Messenger RNA from Nelumbo nucifera (sacred lotus), 927 nucleotides. NCBI's taxonomy places the organism in Eukaryota, Viridiplantae, Streptophyta, Magnoliopsida, Proteales, Nelumbonaceae. The record is from RefSeq and is a predicted model, not a curated record.
AUGGUUGGCUCAAGUUCAGCAUCUUCGGACGCUACCAGUGGUGUGAUGUCUUCGGAGGGAGGUAUUCAGCUUGCGGCUAUUUCUCUUUCUGAGAAUUCCCUUCAAAUUACCAUUCACAAACCAAAUGGAAAAAAUUAUUUUGAGUGGUCUCAGUCCGUGCGGUUGGUGAUUGACGGCAAAGGGAAACUCGGCUACUUGAAUGGCGAAGUGAAACCACCAGCAACUGAUGAUCCAAAGUACAGGCAGUGGCGUUCUGAAAACUCUAUGGUUACCGCCUGGUUUAUCAACUCUAUGGAUCCGGUGGUUGGAAAACCAUUCAUGUUUCUGCCAACGGCUCGCGAUAUGUGGGAAGCUGUUAGGGAAACCUAUUCAGAUUUGGACAAUCAUUCACAAUUGUUCGAACUGAAUACCCGAAUGUGGAAGUUGCAGCAAGGUCAAUGUGAAGUAACAGCCUAUUAUAAUGAGAUGAUGGCUGUUUGGCAGGAGUUGGAUUUAUUUGAAGAAGAAUGGGAAAGUCCCAGUGACAGUGCUCGGUACAAAAAGAAGAUAGAAAGAGGCCGGGUUUUUGUCUUCUUGGCUGGUUUGAACAAAGAACUCGAUGAGGUUCGGGGACGUAUCUUAGGACGAAAGCCCUUGCCUACUAUAAGAGAGGUUUUUUCAGAAGUGCGUAGAGAAGAAGCAUGGCGGCAAGUGAUGUUAAAGAAUGUUAGUGAAACAAAAACAGAGAAUGAAGGGUCCGCUCUUGUGGCCCGAGGUGUAGACUUAGACGGAGAGAAACGAGGAGGAAAGCAGAGGCCUUGGUGUGAUCAUUGUAGAAAGCCAUGGCAUACUCGGGAAACAUGCUGGAAGCUGCACGGGAAACCGGCGGGUUGGAAGAAAAAAUCAGGCAAUGACAACAAGUCAGGGGGAGAUGUCCGCGCACUUCAA